Messenger RNA from Mesorhabditis belari, 819 nucleotides. The record is from the annotation of a GenBank genome assembly. Lineage: Eukaryota; Metazoa; Nematoda; Chromadorea; Rhabditida; Rhabditidae.
AUGCGACACAUGUCUUACUUCAUUGCUUUCGCUCAUUUUGGCGCAAUUUGCUUAGAUCUAGCCUACGGAAUCCUAAUCAAUAUCCAGAGUGAAAAGCUGGAGAACGCGACUAAAGUGAUCAUGUGCGGUAUAUUGACGGUGCUUGGUGUGGAAGUUCGGAUUCAAUUUAUACUGUUCUUUAUCGCUGCUUCUAUAAUGGUCAACGGGAUGAUCUUUUUGUUUGUGGGAGCCGUUUGUCAAAUAGUUCCCGAGGAGAAUCGAAUGAUGUCAAAACUCAUCUCUUUCACCGGCCCGAUCACUUCGUGCAUUUUUCUGCUCAUUCUUGCUCUACCUCUUUAUCUCCUUGACAAGAGCUCGCUCCUCAUUGAUCAAAACGCGUUCACAAUGACGUGGAUAGGCUCAAUCUUUUCCUUGCCGACAAUCUCGAUUCUUUCCUUUAUGGGUGCCUCAACCGGUCAUGUUCUUUUAUUGCUCUAUUCUGCUAAACGAUAUUUUGACUCAAUGCAUCGAAUCAUGUCUUCCACGACGGCCAAAAAGCAACAUCUCUGGAUUCGGAACAGUUUGGCACAGACUUUAAUCCCAUUGAUCUUCAUUGCCGUUCCAUUCAUCAGUAUUCGAAUCUAUUAUCAAUUUGGUGUCACCAAUGGAGCAUUUUCGGCAAUCACAAACUUUUUCCAAAGUUUCUAUGGAACCGGCUUCACUUGCACGACGAUUUUCGUCUACCAACCCUACAGGAAAAGAAUCGCCGACGCUUUCCGCCCUAAAACUCCACACAAAAUGGAUCGACGAAAAACUUUACCGAGUUUCUCACCUCAUUAC